GGCGGACAAUGAAGGUGACACCGUGUAUGAUCCAGCUAAAGAUCCGCUUAGAAGAGAAAAAUCUAAUGAUCCAGGAUGGAAUCAUGGAUUUUGGCCAGACUUGAACAACAAAGACAUAGUCCAAUGUAGGCAUUGUAAUAAGCAAAUGUCUUCUGGCAUAAAGAGAUUAAAACAACAUCUAGCUGGCGGGUAUGGAGAUGUUGCUAAAUGUCCUCAUACGACAACAGAACUUAUGACGGAGAUGCGAGCAUAUUUAAUGAGGAAAUCCAGGAGUAAACCGAUCCAAAUUGAAGAUGACGGCGAUGAGGAUGAUGUUGAAGUACCUUUCCCUCAAAUAGAUACUUCAACUUCUCAACCGAGUUCUGGGACAGCAACCAAGAGAAAAAAUGCUGCUUCGCAAUUCUUUAAUGUCCCACCAAAAAUGCCCAAACAAAACAAAUCAAUUGCCUCCAUCAUUCGCAAAACUCCCGAGGAGAUCGUUGAUGAAAGACAUACAAAAGGCCCCACCCAAACUACACUAGAACAAUGCACAAAAAGCAAGGAGGACAAAGAGAGGGUCUUCAUGCACAUUUCUGAUUUUUUUAUGAAAACGGCAUUCUCUAUAAUGCAGCAAACUCCAGAAGUUAUGAGAUCAUGGUGGAGUCGAUUGGGCAGUUUGGACCAGGACUUAAACCUCCUAGCUAUCAUGAGUUGCGUGUUCCACUUCUUGAAAAAGCAAAGAACAAUACAGAGAAGCUCAGAGAAAAACAUGAACUUGCUUGGAAGGAAUACGGGUGCACACUCAUGUCUGAUGGAUGGUCUGACCGAAGGAAUCAACACUUGAUUAAUUUCCUUGUCAAUAGUCCAGAAGGCACUUUUUCCUAGACUCGGUUGAUGCAUCAGGUGAAUCUCAAGAUGCAACAUUGCUGACAGGUUUGCUUGAGAAAAGAAUUGAAGAAGUUGGAAAAGACAAGGUAGUGCAAGUGGUGACAGACAACAACUCUAACUAUAAGGCUGCGGGAAAACUUCUAGAGCUCAAGAUACCCACGCUUUAUUGGACUCCAUGCGCAGCACAUUGUUUGGAUUUGAUGUUGGAGGAUAUCGGUAAAUUAGCCGAGUUCAAGCCCCACAUUGAAAAAGCAAGAUGUGUGACUACUUUCAUUUAUCGGCACACGAGAAUCCUCCAUUCAGUGAGACAAAAGACGGGUGGGAAGGAUCUUGUAAGACCUUGAGUUACUAGAUGUGCAACAGCGUUUCUCACUUUGCAAUCUCUAUAUAAACACAUAGAAGCAUUGAGAAAUCAAUUUAGCAGUCUGGAUCGGGGUAGAUCUAAAUUGGCUGCCACAGAAGCAGGAAAGAGGGUUAGUGAGAUUGUGUUGUCUACUAGAUUCUAGAGUGCAUUGGAAGACUGCAUACGAGCUUCACAGCCGCUUUUAGUUGUCUUGAGGAUAGUUGAUGUUGAUGAGCAACCGACUAUGCCAGAGCUUUCACUAGCCAUGGAUUGUGCCAAAAAAAAUCAGCGAGUCAUUUGAAAAUAAGGCUAAAGUUUUGAGAAGCCUAGUUGGGAUCACUGAGACAUGAUGGGAAGUCCAGAUGGAGGUCAAAUUAAACGGGGCAGCUUUGUUUUUAAAUCCGUCUAAAUAUUUUGAUCUCAAACAGACUGAUCCCACAUCAGAAUCAAAGCAACGAUCAAUGUUUAACGAUGUGCUUGAAAAGAUGGUCACUGAUGAAACAUUGCAGGCCAAGAUAAAUGAUCAAGCGACAGAUUGUGAUAAAUUGAGAGGAAGUUUUGCAAAGCAACUCGCGAUUAAGCAACAAAAAUCUAAGAGUCCUCGUAAGUGAUACUUUUUAUAUAUCUGAAAAUUAGUUUAAACUUUAAACAUAUUAAAAAUUAAUUAAUAUUUUUUUGUGAUUAAUUUAUAGUUGAUUGGUUGGAUGCUUUUGGUGGACUCGAUGUUGAGCUGCAAUCGUUCGCAAAAAGCAUAGUUGAUCUCUAUUGUACCUCUUCUGGCUGUGAGCGUAAUUGGAGCACUUUUGAGUUUGUAAGUAAUAGACUUACCAUUUUGAAUACUAACUACAAUUUUUAAAUUACACAAGAUUUGAACUAAUUAAAUCAAAACACUUAUCAAAUAUGUUUUUAAUCUUUAUUUUAGAUUCAUACAAAAAGAAGAAACAAGUUGGAGCAUAAGAGGUUGAAUGACUUGGUUUAUUCAAUAUAAUCGGAAGAUAGCGACCAGAUUUCAGAAGCGGCGUGAAGAAGGAACAAACUUCAACCCUUUAAUAUAUGAAGAUUUCCAAUGGAACAAUGAAUGGGUCAGCAAUGACGUUGUUCAUCCCGGUGAUGAUCUUCUUUGGAGUCAAGUUGAUGAACUUGUGGUGCAUCAAGCAAUCUUCAGGGUCGUAAUCUUCCUAGGACUAGUAGCUCUCGUGGAGAAUCGGUUUAUUCUCGACGCCGUGGUUCAAAUUCUUCAUUAAGGUUGAUUGAUGAAGACAUGAACAACGAGGAAGAAAGUUUUCCAAAUGAUGAUGAAGAUGUUGAAGAUGACUACGGCCAAACACCACCAACUCCUACUCAUGAUGAUGAUGAUCAGGGCAAUGAAGGUUGUAGAGAUGAUUUAGUCCUUGAUGAUUCUUGAUAAAUUAGUAGUUUGAUCUUUACACUGCCUAUUUGAGAUAUACAUUUUUAAUCUUAAUUCCCAUUAAUAAACCUUGUUUUUAAUUAUUA
Molecule: messenger RNA, 2704 nt
Organism: Cuscuta europaea
Lineage: Eukaryota; Viridiplantae; Streptophyta; Magnoliopsida; Solanales; Convolvulaceae
Source: the annotation of a GenBank genome assembly